GCAGCUUAAUUGCCAAGCGAGACGUUCUGAGAGUUGGCAUUCUAAACAGUUGCGAUCGAUGGCGGCCGGAGGGAGGUGGGGGCACAGCGACAACCCGUUCGAGGAGGUCGAGAUAGAUCAGGUCAACCCCUUCUCGCACCCACGUCCAACUCCACUCCCUCAUGAACCUGUUGCCUUCUACAAUGACCCUGGUGCAUCCGUGGAUCCUCUUGAUAGUAAAAAGGGCCUGAAGAAAAAGGAGAGAGAACUAUUGGCUAAAGAGGCUGAGCUAAACAAGAGAGAACAGGAACUAAAAAGAAGGGAAGAAGCACUUGCAAGAGCUGGAGUUUUUAUAGAGCCAAAAAACUGGCCUCCAUUCUUCCCCGUCAUUCAUGUUGAUAUCUCAAAUGACAUACCCGUGCACUUGCAGCGAGUGCAGUAUGUCGCUUUUGCAUCACUCCUAGGGUUGGUGAUAUGCCUCUUCUGGAACAUAAUAUGUGUCAGUGCUAUUGCGAUUAUGUGGGGCGACCCUAGGGCCUGGUUUCUGGCUGCCAUAUACUUCAUUACAGGAUGCCCAGGUGCCUAUUUUUCAUGGUACCGGCCUCUUUAUCGUGCCAUGAGGAAAGAAAGUGCUUUCAGAUAUGGGUGGUUCUUCCUGUUCUACUUUUUCCAUAUAUCUUUCUGCAUCUAUGCAGCCAUUUCUCCAUCAAUUUUUUUCGUUGGAAGAUCAUUGACGGGAAUUUUUCAAGCGAUCAACGUGAUAGGCUACAAUGGUGCAGUCGGGAUAUUAUUCUUCCUGGGUUUCGCGAUGUUCGUCCUUGAGACGUUGCUGAGCAUAUGGGUCAUGCAGAAAGUAUAUUGGUAUUUCCGCGGGAAAGGGAAGGAGGCCGAGAUGAGGCCUGAUGCUGCAGCAGGCGGCUCACGGUUCUGACGACAUAGCAACCCUGAACCUGAAGCUGCAGCUAAGGAUAGACAAGAUCAAGCUUGAAAUUGUUGUGAAGUUGUAAGUGGAUUUGUUGGAUUGUUGUGGACUUGUGGUUGAUGGAAGUGCAAGAACUGAUGAUGUACUUAUAGAUCAGAAUUGUUUCACUUGUCACUCACAUAGAUAUUUUGUUUGCUCAACUUACUUUCCUUGUCUGAUAGUCUGAAACUACAGUUCCUAGAAAAGAAAGUAGAAGCCCAAUCUGUGCCUUGUUCAGAUGCUAGCUAGUAGUAGCUGCUACAGAGAAAAUCUUUCGGCAAGCAUAUACUACUCCAUCCAAAAAAAAAAACAUUUCUAGCAACGAACUAUAUCCAGGUUCAUAGGUAAGAUAGUUUUUUUUUAGGGAGGGGGUAUGUUGUUGCAUCACGCAUAUAUAUACUUUCUGUCUUUCUUGACAUCAUGUCGCAAUCCAAUGGAAAGAACAGAUACGGGGAAGGCCGUUCUCGCAAAAUUUCAGCUAUGAACUCGCGAAAUCUUGCAACAUGGAUGAAAUUUUGCGAAUAUCUAGUAAAGUGUGUAAUGUAGAAACGUACGCGGUCGCUGUCAGGGUGGCGUAGAGGGGGCGGCAAAGUGAGAGAAAAACAUUAGGCCGAGUCUGAGUCGUUGCAAGGCUGAGGUGUUUGACGGCAACAAAAAAAGUAAACACGACGGGCUGAGCCUGAGCCUGCCAAAUCCACGCGGAGUCCGCUAAAAUUUUUCCACUGGUUCUAGAUGAUCGCCAUCGAUGAUGCAACGACCAACUGCUUCCUCUGCGGAAUAGCUGAAUAAAUUCAGAGUUCAGGUCCAUCUAGGCUGCUGCUGCUGCUCUUCGUCUUUGCUGACCUCGGCACAGGCAGAGAGAGAAGCCAAGAAAA
This is a messenger RNA of Oryza sativa Japonica Group (Japanese rice), 1815 nucleotides long. RefSeq names its product secretory carrier-associated membrane protein 4-like. Gene Ontology annotation, cellular component: recycling endosome membrane; trans-Golgi network membrane. Lineage: Eukaryota; Viridiplantae; Streptophyta; Magnoliopsida; Poales; Poaceae. The record is from RefSeq and is a predicted model, not a curated record. Gene Ontology annotation, biological process: protein transport.